AUGUUCCUUUAAAUUCCAAUGUCUUGUCAAUAUUCUUUAGAUAUACCAGAUAUAGAUGAAUAUUUUGGAAAUAAGGAUAAAAUAUACAAUUAAAAAAUCUAAGAUUAUAAAAGAAAAGUAAAUAGUUGUAGAAAUAGAUUGGAAAAAUUGAAAUUUAGGAUUAAUGAUUAACAAAUAUUAGAAGAUGAAUAUUAAGACAUUAAUAAAUAAUAAAAAAUUAAAUAAAUUAAUAAUGAUAAUUCAAGUUAAGAGAAAAAGGAUUAUUUUUAUUAUGAAAAUAGAAUUCAUACUACAAUAAAUGAAAAUUAUUAACUAAAAAGUAAUUAAGUUAAUAAAUUCAAUCAGAAAUUAUAUUCUUUAAUGAGUAAUCGUGAUAGAUCAUUAGAAUAGAAAUCUUAGAGAUUAAAGAACAUAAUUUAAGGUUAAAAAUACUUAGAUGAUACAUAAAAUUUACUUAAAAAAUCUCGUAAUUAUAGUGUUCAACAAAGCAGAUCAUAAAUUAAAAUUACUUUAUAUAUUAAAGUCCUCAUAAAAAUAAUAAGAUAGUAUUGA
This is a messenger RNA of Paramecium primaurelia, 552 nucleotides long. The record is from the annotation of a GenBank genome assembly. Lineage: Eukaryota; Ciliophora; Oligohymenophorea; Peniculida; Parameciidae.